Cuscuta epithymum is the source of this 6266-nucleotide messenger RNA. The record is from the annotation of a GenBank genome assembly. Lineage: Eukaryota; Viridiplantae; Streptophyta; Magnoliopsida; Solanales; Convolvulaceae.
UGUCCCGUAGAUCCGGAAGCCCAACAUAAACUUCGGAUAUUAAGGACGAUUAAUACGGUAUAAAAGUGAAUAAAUAUAUAAAACUGUAUAAACUAGCUAUUUUUACGUGGAAACCCGGAAAGGGAGAAAACCACGGGACUUUUUAGGCUAACGUCCAAGCCCGCUCUUUCUCAUUAAUAUCCUCCCAUCACUCAUUUACAUAGUAAAACAGUAUAACUCCAUUAAUGAAGCUUGAAUAACUCAGCUAUAAAGAUGAAGAAAUAAGCAGGGAGGGAGAAGAGAAGCAGAGAUCAGAUCUUUAAUUUGGAAGCCAAGCUUCCUAUUUAUAGCCAAGGGGGAGGGUUCCCUCUUCUUCUGGGCCGGAAAGGCCGGUUGGGCCUUAAAUGGGCCUAACUUCUAUUCUUUCGGUCCAACUGGCCGAAAUAAGCCGGGUAAGCCUAAAUGGGCCUCGCCAAAUGGGCCCCGUACCAGGGUGGUGUCUUGGGCAUCUGAACAGUAGUAGGCCGGGGUAAUAUACCCAACACAAGUCCCCCAGUUUCUUGAGUAGUGAGCCUGUGAAUCUGCUCGAGAAAGUAUAUUCUCGUUCACGUCCUUCCCUAUCUUCCCUGAAUCAGUGUAUGACUUGCCUUGUAGUGCAAGUAUAAGGGAUGUGCAAUUCCGCACUAGGCACGACGGUGCUGAAGAGCCACCCACUCGUGCUGCAUAAUACGACAGUCCCGACCCUGAAUGGCAUGGGUGGACUUGACCGAGAAGAAGGCACGACGGCGCUGUAGAGCCAGCCGUUCGUGCUGCAUAAAAGCGAUGAUCGCCAUCCCAGAGCAAGGAUAGACGAGCCCGUCAGAAAACCAUGCACGACGGUGCUGUGGAGCCCGUACGUGCUGCAUAAGAGCGACGGUUGCCAUCCUAUAGCAAGGAUGGACGAGCCCGCCAGAAAGCCAGGCACGACGGUGCUGUGGAGCCCGUACGUGCUGUAUAAGAGCGACGGUUGCCAUCCUAUAGCAAGGAUGGACGAGCCCGCCAGAAAGCCAGGCACGACGGUGCUGUGGAGCCCGUACGUGCUGCAUAAGAGCGACGGUUGCCAUCCUAUAGCAAGGAUGGACGAGCCCGCCAGAAAGCCAGGCACGACGGUGCUGUGGAGCCCGUACGUGCUGCAUAAAAUAAGCGAUCGUCAUCCUAGAUUAAGGAUGGACCAACAUGACUCGGACAGACAUGGACUUGACUCGACUCAGACAGACCUGGACUUGACUCAGACGGACAUGGACUUGACUCGACUCAGACAGACCUGGACUUGACUCAGACGGACAUGGACUUGACUCGACUCAGACAGACCUGGACUUGACUCGAGACCACUGCGGGCCAUCAUGAAUUCACAUCACCUCCUAGCCAAUUAUAUCCCCCGUUCGCUUGCCUUCGCCGAACGGGUCGUUCUCCCCUGGUCGUUCCAAACAAUAGUUCCAUUCGCCCGUUCGUCCCACUAGAACGGUCUGAUGUACAACGAUGAUCACGUCGUGCCGAGGUGGCUGAUCGUAGAGCUACAGAAGCGGUCAGAUCAUCUGGAUAAUAGGUCAUUUCUGCUACAAGUCAGCACCAGGGUUAAGGUGCAAGCUGUUCGGCUUAUUUCCGCCAUUUGUUCGUAGUUUCCUGAUCCGCAAGGUAUCACCUCUUGCUGAUGUAACUUGUUCGUGUUAUCAUCCGUGUUCUUCCUGAUCCGCAAGGCAAUCACCUCUUGCUGCCUUGUAGGCCCAAGGCUGAUGUAACUUGUUCGUGUUAUCAUCCGUGUUCUUUCUUAUCCGCAAGGCAAUCACCUCUUGCUGCAAGACAGUUUCACAAUUUGUGUAGUGUCUGCCAUCUUCCAAGCCCAUAAUUCCGAUGCAUACCGUCGGUUUUACCGUCCGGGGUCAUCCAUAUCAUGAGGUUGAGAUGUCCAUCCUGGACCAUUGAAAAUAAGGCUCCCAAGUCGGGUCUCCCCCUUAUUCUCUGCCAAAAUGGAGACUCGCCUCUUGGUUACAGCUCGGGUUCCACCAUAAUAAAUCACUACAUCGUGGUUCGGGCGAGCUGCAUAGCCAAGGCAAGAUUUUAAGACCAGAGUCCCGAUCCCCCGCUCGGUCACCCUAUGACUUCGGAUGCCGCCCGGUUCGUCCUACUCAAGAUCUUUUACACCAUCUCCCAAGCUGAGUCCGGGCUUGGUUAACCUGCAUCUUUUUUUUUUUUUUUUUUUUUUUUUUUUUUGUGCUGAGAUGGUGGCUCCCCAUGGAUCGAGACAAGUGGUAUCUAUCGAUCGAGGUGAGACUUUAUGGAAUGUGAAGAUGCCUCCUAAGCAAAUAAUGUCGUGCUGUGGGGCUGAUCAUGAUAUGAGGAACAUGAAUAAUCCAAGGGUCUUGCGAGCGCCCUCUGCUCAAGGACAAUGGCAGCAAUUGCGGCAGCGGUCCACAAAAUGUAGCCAUGCUGAAAGUCAAGCAACGGUCCUCAUCCGCGCAGUGCGGGGACGAGGCCGGUCUUCAAAUAUGAUAAUGGCACCGUACCAGAGGGUCGGUGGCCAUGUAAUGAGGUCGCCACUGGAGGCUGAUCGGAAAGGAACAAGCAACGGUCCUUAUCUGUGCAGUGCAGGGACAAGGCCGGUCUUCAAAUAUGAUAAUGGCACCGUACCAAAGGGUCGGUGGCCACAUAAUGAUGUCGGCGCUGGGGGCCGAUCAGAAACAAAUAAUCAACGGUCCUCAUCCGUGAGGAGCAGAAAUGAGGCCGGUCUUCCAAAUGAUCACCAUGCCGAGCCAGAAGAGUCGGUUGUGGUGAGAGGAAAGUCGGCGCUGGGAGGCCGAUCUGUAAAUCCGAGGGUCUUACAGGCGCCCUCAGCCCACAAUGUUGCUCUAGAUACCGAACGGCGAAGGCCGGAUUGCCAGUCAGGUAGCGUAAUCUGAAAGCUCGUGUAUCGUAUAGUCCAUAGAACUUCCCUUCAUGUGUUGUGACAUCUAUACAUUUGUAGUCUCUUCUUUUCUCAAUUGUCCAUGAUUCCUUCUACACACUAGUAACCUCACCUUUUUUUUUUUUUUUUUUUUUUUUUUUCUCUCAUUUUUUUUUCCUUUUUUUUUUUUUUUUUUUUUCUCUCUCUUUUUUUUUUCUCUUUUUUUUUAACCACGUAUAUCUCUGCGUUUCACAAUCUCCCCGUCCGAGCUGGUCGAACGACUCUAAAUGUAAAUAUUCCUUCUUUUUGUUGCCAAUCAUGAGCGUCUCUGCGCGUCACGUCGAACGUCAUGAACAUCUCUGUGCAUCAUGAACGUCUUUGAAUAAAUGUGAUUCUUUUCUUGUUGCCGGGCAUGAACGUCUACGCGCUUCAUGCCGAAUCGUCAUGAACAUCUACGUGCAUCAUGACCUCCCGUUCGAGAAUAUCUCAAGAAUCUCACUGCACAGUAAGCAUGGUAAUACGGCCGAACGGCCGGACAACAUAUACAAGUAUAUACAAUUACUCAUGUAUAACAUUUCCCUUUUAUUUUUUAUUUUUCAUCCAUGACUAUCGGCCGAAGCGGUAAUAAUAACCCUUGGCCUAGAUUUAUUUCUUCCCGUACUGGGUAUAGUUUCCGUUCGGGCAUUUAAUGCCGAACGAGACCUUGAGUGGUCUUCGAAAUUAAAAUACGUCAUCGGGGACACUUCAGCCAAUUAAUUUGGCCCGAUCGGGGGUGGACUGAUACACGCAGUCAAACCAAACAUUUAUUUAAAACGUUGGUGAUCUUAUCUAUAAAGCUCCGUGCAGCACUGCGUAUCUAGGGAAUUUUAAUUCCUUAGUAAAUAAUGGUUAUUUAAUUACCAAUUAAUACUUUUCAAGUAUUAGCCCCCCAAUGUCGAGCGGGAUGUAGGUCCCUUUGACGUUAAAAACGUGUCGCUGGAGUAAUGCCGCUCGGGGAACUCCGAUCGCUCCACAAAAUCAAUCAUUUAAUUUUAAAAUGGACCCAUCACCGGAGCUUCGCUGGGUCAUUAUUCAAUUUCGGGGUACUUUGCCCCUCAACAUGCUAUCUGAAAUUAAUUAGCAACUGAGAAAAUUGUGGUACUUAGCUGGGUAGGCUGAUCUUCAGCUGCCAGACCAAGUUUUUGGCCUGGAUAAUUUUGCUUGUUCGAAUAAGAUCCAGCCCAAUGUUUCACUUUAAGUUCCACAUCCCAAGGAACGGCUGAAAACCAUGCUUCUAAUUUCAUUUUCCGUUGACAGAUUAUUUUGAUUUGGUAUAUCAUUGCUUCCAAACUCAAUUCCGGUGUCAAGGCCCGACCCUUGGACUCCAUUUAAUUUGGGCCCAUCUGGGAUACCCAAUUCCAUUCGCACAAAACGGAGCACACUGAAACCUUUCAUGAUCAUUCAUCCAAGCCGUACCGCAACGAGUGUUUCAUCCAAAUCCAGCCUGGUGCCGAACGGUAAGAUCGAGCGGCAGUUCCAGAAUCUCGAGCGGCAAGUGCCAUGCGGCACAGUGGCAAUGCAUAGCUGGGCAUCAGACGGCUGAUUUGCCCGGACGGAAGCUGCUACCUCUGGCUGAAAGGGCAUUAGUCGGGCAGAACGGGAUUCACCACCCUUGCUCGAAUGACGAGGGGGUCGUCCCGAAGCUAGAUAGCGUCUGACACGCCGGUCUUAGUAAGAGAUGAAGAAUCCCAAAAUUCCCCGUUCGGGAAUGGUUAGAAUAGGUGGGCCUUGUUCCUCUGCAAUUGGUGUUUCAUCGAUCGGUGUUUGGUCAACCGGGUUAUCUGGGUGUGGGACCCUAGGAUACCGGUCAGGGAAGGGCCACCGUUCGGGACGAUGAUCGAUUGAGGCUGCUGAAGCCCCUGCACUUUGAGAAUAGGUUGAAAGUUUUUCUACCGAACGGCAGAUACCGUUUGGUUGAGCAAGAGGCAGUGAGGUAGUUCCCUGGAAUUCAUUUUGGUGUUGUUGCUUGCCCCGAUAAGGAGCCCGUUCGGGGGCGGUGCUUCUUCCUUGUUGGGGCUGCGUGGCCUUUCCUGCUGAUCUUACGGACUGGUCAGGCGCUCUAGCUAGGUUGGGUCCCCUCCGGUGCCCGUUUGGGAAGUUCUCGUUCGACGUUCGGUGCUUAUUAGCUUCGAGUGCCUUUGACGUUCGGGAAGUUCUCGUUCGGGAUCCGCUAGCUUUCGUCGAGUAAUGAACAUGGGCCGAACGGGUUUCAAGUCUCGUUCAGGCGUCGUCGUUGACUGGGUACAAAUGGAUACAGGGCCUGCUUGGCGGAAAAUCCCCCGCUAGGCCCCCUGCUAAGUUGAGACUGUUGCUCUGGUGGCUUCUUUGACUUCCUUUUAGUUGUUCGUCCUGGCGUUCGGCGUGUUCCCGUUCGGGAAGUAGGGGGUUGGUUCUUCGGAUGACCAUGAAUUCGGCUCGUGGUUGAGGCUGCGUUGAUUCUCUGAGGUGGCCGGCGAUCCCAUAGCAUGGCUGUAUGGAUUCCUGCCCGGGGAGUCUUCCUUCGAGAAGGUGUAUGUGCUUUUGGAUAAGAGCCCACCUGUCAAGUCAUGAGUCAUGACUAGUGUUGUCAGGCUUUCCCACGUGAAAUCAUGGAACUUCUCUCUUUUUCAUCAAUAAGUGAGUACAUGGGUCCCACUCGUCAUCUUCCCCUAUUGCAUCUGGAAUUUCUUCUCUAUUUUCUCCUUCGUUUCUUGCUGAAAUUAGUAGCUCUUGGUAUCAAAAAAUUUGCAGAUUCAUAUCAGAAAAUUUGUCGAGCAUCAAGAACACAUGAAUCUUUCUGAAGCGGUUCCCACAGACGGCGCCAAUGUUGAGGUUUUGUCCCGUAGAUCCGGAAGCCCAACAUAAACUUCGGAUAUUAAGGACGAUUAAUACGGUAUAAAAGUGAAUAAAUAUAUAAAACUGUAUAAACUAGCUAUUUUUACGUGGAAACCCGGAAAGGGAGAAAACCACGGGACUUUUUAGGCUAACGUCCAAGCCCGCUCUUUCUCAUUAAUAUCCUCCCAUCACUCAUUUACAUAGUAAAACAGUAUAACUCCAUUAAUGAAGCUUGAAUAACUCAGCUAUAAAGAUGAAGAAAUAAGCAGGGAGGGAGAAGAGAAGCAGAGAUCAGAUCUUUAAUUUGGAAGCCAAGCUUCCUAUUUAUAGCCAAGGGGGAGGGUUCCCUCUUCUUCUGGGCCGGAAAGGCCGGUUGGGCCUUAAAUGGGCCUAACUUCUAUUCUUUCGGUCCAACUGGCCGAAAUAAGCCGGGUAAGCCUAAAUGGGCCUCGCCAAAUGGGCCCCGUACCAGGGUGGUGUCUUGGGCAUCUGAACAGUAGUAGGCCGGGGUAAU